AUGGACUGCCUGUGUGGAAAGAGAAAGACUCCGGAGCAGAUGGUGCGGCGGAACCAGCGAGCCCUCGCGCGCGCCAUGAGAGACCUGGAGCGCGAGAGACAGACGCUGCAGACGCAGGAGAAGAAGAUCGUCGCUGAGAUCAAGAAGAUGGCCAAAGCCGGCCACAUGGACGCCGUCAAGAUCAUGGCCAAGGACCUGGUGCGCACGCGUCGCCACAUCAAGAAGUUCAUGGUGAUGCGAGCCAACAUCCAGGCCGUGUCCUUCAAGAUGCACACGCUCAAGUCCAACGGCGCGAUGGCCCAGGCCAUGAAGGGCGUCACCAGGGCCAUGGCCGCCAUGAACCAGCAGCUCACGCUGCCGCAGGUCCACAAGAUCAUGAUGGAGUUUGAGGAGCAGUCGGAGAUCACGGACGUGAAGGAGGAGGUGAUGAACGACGCCAUCGACGACGCCGUGGGCGAUGAGGGCGACGAGGAGGAGGAGGAGAGUGAUGCCAUCGUCAGCCAGGUGCUGGACGAGCUGGGACUCGGCCUCACGGACAAACUCUCGACUCUGCCAGCCACGGGCGGCUCGCUCAGCGUGUCCAAGGGCACGGUGGAUUCACGGCUCCACAAGCAGCAGCAGCAGGAGCAGCAGCGAGAACUUGCCGGCCACAUGUCGCUGCGAUGUGUCGCGUUGCUGUUGCUCGUCUCCGUCUCCUUCCAAGGCGUCGAAGCGGCGAUCUCCGUGGCGGUGACCCCGCUGGUCGAGGUGGAGCUGGGAAGUCCGCUAGUGAUCCCCUGCACGGUCACCGGCUCCGUGGGCGACCAGGUGGUCACCCAGUGGUUCAUUAUUUCACAAUCUUCUCGAACGAGGAUCUCGUACCGCGACGCGCGACUCUUCGUGGCGGACGUGGGCACCGGCUACGAGAGCCGCAUCGACGCUCGGCGCAGCGACUCCGCGCUGGCGCUGAGCGCGACGGAGACCGCUGACGAGCGCCACUUCGUCUGCCAGGCACUGGCGGGGCGCGCCGGCGUGGCCGAAGCCACCGCAAGCGUGCGGGUGUUUUCGGCCCCCAUGGUGGCCGUGGCGGCGACCCAGAGGCCCGUGCUGCUCACCCAGCAGCAGCAGCGCCACCACAAGAUCGGUGAAUGUUACGUGCGCAACGCUUACCCAGAGCCCCUCGUCACGUGGUACAAGGCGUCCCUGCCCCUGUGGCCAUCACCUGACGUGAAAGUGACGAGGAAGGUAGUGACGGAGGCCGACGGCACCUUCGCCGUGACGUCCGUCCUGCGCUACAAACUGCGGUGGUGGGAUGCGAGAGCCGGCUACCGCUGCGUGGUGAACUACGCCAUGCCGGGCGGCAGGAGCGAAGCCGUUGCCUCGGAGACGAUCCACGUGAAGGUGCAUUAUACACCCCGCGGGAGGGUGGCCCUCAUCCUGGAGUCUCACGGCGAGGCGGCCGUGAAGGAGGGCGACACUGUCGUGUUGAGGUGCUAUGCUGAUGGAUUCCCCCCUCCCGAGGUCGACUUCUACCGGAGCUCCCCGACGCGGGUGGACUACGGCCACGCGGCCGCCGGGAACGCGCUCACCCUGCCCGCCGUCAGCCGCGACCACAGCGGCACCUACGGCUGUCGCGUCCGCGGCGGCCGCGACCCGCCCGACAGCAGCGUGGAUCUCCUGGUGCACUACGCGGACAACGUGAAGCCGCUGGGCCCCACCGAGGCGACCCGGCUCACGGCCGGGGACGUCGUGCAGGUGGCCAGCGCCGCCGCCUCGUCCUCGUCGCCCGCCGGGAUACCCACCCUCACGUGGACACAGGCGGGGACGGCGCUGUCCGGCGGGGCCACGUUGACCCUUGGGAGCACGACGCCGUCCAAGAUGGGCGCCACCUCGCCGCCCUCCGUGCCGGGCCUGGGGAGGUCGCGACCCGUCAAGGUCGCUGUGGGAGGUCACCGGGGCGGAGGAGCGCAGGAAGCAGACGCAUCGGGACGUGGGCUGCCGUGGCUCAUCAUCAUCCUCAACCUCCUCCUCGUUGUCGUCCCCCCCCUCUUCCUCGUCUUCUGCGUUUGGGCGCUUCGUCACGUUUGCUCGAGAGAGCCGCGAGAGGUCGCGGUCGUGGCCAGCGAGCGAAGACGCUGA
This is a messenger RNA of Lethenteron reissneri (Far Eastern brook lamprey), 2118 nucleotides long. RefSeq names its product basal cell adhesion molecule-like. NCBI's taxonomy places the organism in Eukaryota, Metazoa, Chordata, Hyperoartia, Petromyzontiformes, Petromyzontidae. The record is from RefSeq and is a predicted model, not a curated record. Gene Ontology annotation, biological process: vacuolar transport.